AUGGGCGUUCCCCUCGCGCUGCUCGUCGCGUCGCUCAACCCGCACCUCUGGUCGCUCGCCCUCUCUGCGGCCGCGUCGCGCCACGACGGAGCGGCGCUGCUGCCGCUCUUACUGUUCGCUCACGCCGUCGCGCUGCUUCUCAAUUACUCCGCUGCGCGCAUCGUCGACGUCACCGGCGCCACCGUUCCUCAGGUGUGGCUUCACGAGUUUCCGCGCGCCCUCCGCCGCCUGCUGCCGCUCCUCUGCGCCGCCUCCAUCGUCGCGCUUGACGUCGCCGCGCUCUGGGCCUCCGCCACCGCGCUGCAGCUGCUGGCGGGGCUCGCGCUCAAGCCCGCGCUGCUUCUCUCCGCCCUCUCCGGCCUCGCCGCCAUCGCCGCCCCUCCCGGCAAGGCCCAGCAGCUGGUGUCGCUGUGCGUCAGCCUGCUGUUGCUGCUCCUCCUCUCCUGCGCCCUGCACUGCCUCUCCGCCCUUAGCUCCCUCGCCCCCGCCGCGUUCAUCCCGCCUCGCCCCCACCUUCCUCUCGCCGCGCCCGCCGCGCUUCUCCCAUCCGCGGAGAGCGCGUGGAUGGGCGCGGCGCUGCUGGGCGCGUGUCUGCUGCCGCACACCUUCCUGCUCCUCGCCUGGCAGGACGGCCACUGCCUCCUCGCGCAGCUGCUAACAGCCAAGGCAGCCCCAGGGCUAUUCGCGCUCGUGCUGCUGGCAGCGGCGCACCUCCUCGCGCCCUCCACCACCCUCGCCGCGCAGCUCGCGCUCUCCGCCUUCGCCUUCCCCCCUCCCCCCUCCUCCUCCGCUCCCCCUUCCUCCCCCUCCCUGCGCCACCCCUCCCCCUACCUCGCCUUUGCAGCCACCCGCCUCGCCUCCCUCCUCCUCACACUCCUCCCCGCGCUCCUCUUAGGUGACUCCUCCGCCCUCCGCUUGAUUCAAUCCGCGCCUCUCGCCCUCGCGCCCCUGCUCCCCCUGGCCGCCGCGCCUCUCAUCCGCCUGGCGGCUUCCCCCCACGUCAUGGGCCCCUGCCGCCUCCCCCCAGCCCUGCGCCUGCUCGCCUACCUCGCCUGCUGCGCCCUCUCCGCGCUCUCCCUCGCGCCCCUGGCCUCUGCGCUGCCCGCGCUGCUGCAGGGCUAUGCGGGGGAGAUGGAGGGCAUGGGGCUGUGGGAGUGGCUGGCGGGGGGGGCGUGGGUGGGGGAGGCGGGGGAGGAGGGCGGAGGGGGGCUGGCAGUGGCGCUGGCGCCAGGGGCGGUGUGGCAUGGGCUGGCGCAGGUGGGGGCGGCGGUGGGGGGGAGUGUGGGGGUGGCAGCGGCGGUGGGAGCGCUGGUGUGGGUGAUGAGGGUGCCACUACGUUCGGAGGGAGCGGGGGAGGGGGAAGAGGAGGGGGAGGCGGAGGGGGAUAAUGUUAUGGAUGAAGGCAUGGGGGAAGAGACUCUUGUGGGCGAGGGGAUGGAUAGGGGCGCGCGGGAGGGGAUGGCGGACUGGAUGUAUGGCGGAGAGGCGGUGGUGGGGGAGGAGAGGGAUGGGGAUGAUGUGCUGUGGCAGCAGCAGUGGUUGGAGGAAGAGGGGGAAGGGGGGUUGCGUUGGGGGGAUCAAGUGGUGUGCGAGGAGGGGGAGGAGCGGUGGGAGGGAACGCAGCAGUGGGCGGCAGAGUCCCUUGCAGGGGCAGACGAGCAAGAGCGAGCAGGAGAGGGGAAGAUGGGGAGCAUGGGACUUGAGAGUGGGGACAUGGGACUUGAGAGUGAGGACAUGGGACUUGAGAGUGGGGACAUGGGACUUGAGAGUGGGGACAUGGGACUUGAGAGUGGGGACAUGGUAGGCCAUGCGCGUGUGGGUGUGCGCCAAGAAGCUCUGCAGGCAGUGAGUGCGGAGCAGAGUGGGGGAGAGCAGGAGGGGGCGGGGCAGAGGGCAGAGGGAGAGGUAACAAAAGGUGGUGAAGAGCAGUAUGGCGCUGAAGGUGGUGAAGAGCAGUAUGGCGCUGAAGGUGGUGAAGAGCAGUAUGGCGCUGAAUCCCAGGCUGCGGCUGCCUUACCUUCUGCUGCUCCUGCUGCUGCUGCUGCUGCUGCUGUUAAACCUUUUAUUGCUGCUGCAGUUGCCGCUGAUACAAGUAUGGUUGAGGCUGCAGCCACAGUAGUGGGAGGGGUCCUGGAUAGGAAAGAAUCAGCAGCAGCGGCAGUAGGUGCUUUGACGGACUGUGCAGCCCCCGUUUCUUCCCCUGCUGUAGAGGCCAAGGCGGCUGCAUCACUGCCUGACUGGGAGGAGGAGAAGGAAGAGGAGCAGGGGGAGGAGAAGGAGCAGGGGGAGGAGGAGGAGCAGGGAGAGGAGAAGGAAGGAAAGGGCAAGGCUCACGCAGCAGCGGGUGGGGGCGCUGCAGAUGCCCCUCACGCCAGCACAGGGGGCGCUGAGCAGGGGGGAGCUGGAGAGUGCGCAGAGCAGGAGGGGCUGGGGGGCGCGGCAGAGGGCAGGGAGGGGGGACUUGGCGUGGGAAGGGGGUUGGUGGGUGCGGGGCAGGCUGGGGAGGAGGAGGGGGCACAGAGCACAGCAGUGGCGGAGGGAAUGGGUGGAGGAGCGGGAGGGGCCACAGGGGGUGCGCUGCUGGGCGGGGUGGGUGGUGCAGGGCAGGUGUGGCAGGUGGAGGGUCCCAGUCGCUCCACGCCCAACCUGCGGAGUGAUCUGCUGGUAGGACUCAGCCUCAGGGCGCACACCCCCUCCCUGCUCCAGGAUGGUGGCCUGGUGGGGCAGUGCCAAGGCUUUCUCGCCCCAGAACGCAUGAGUUCCUUCCACCAGCAGCAGCAGCAGCAGCAGCAGCAGCAGCAGCAGCAGCAGCAGCAGCAGCAGCAGCAGCAGCAGCAGCAGCAGCAGCAGCAGCAGCAGCAGCAGCAGCAGCAGUUGCAGCAGCCGCAGGUGUAUCAGCAGGAGCGCGGAGUGGGUGCGCUUGGGUUUGCAGUAGUGGAAGACGGUAGUACUGAUGAGAGUGACGUGGUAGAUGCUGUUGCCAGCCUGGCACAGCUGAGCCAGCUGCAGCAUGAGUAUGCAGAAUUCAGCAGUUCGGGCCGAGCGGGGGCUUCUAUGGGUGUUGCUGGUGGUGCAGGGGGGAUCAUGGGCAGUGCAUGGGAGCAGCAGGUGGACGAGCUGGUGGGGACGCGGUCACACCGCACUGCACCACUCCAUGUGGGGCUCGGCGACGCUGCCUCUCCUGCUGGCUCUGCUGCUGCGCUCACGAAUGGGAGAGAAGGGUCGCUUCAGCGAACAGGCAGCGGGGGCAUGUGGGGCUAUGGCUCCCAGGCUGUGCGGGGCGCAGCAGCAGCAAGCAGGGGGGGCAGUGGAAAGUGGAGCACGAUGCAUGUCACAGGCAUCCAGAGCAGCAUGCAUGGGCCUGCCCUGCCCCCGCAUGACUUGCCAGACCUGGCAGAUCAGUGGCUGGCCGCUGCUGCUGUCAGCAAGGGAGGAAAGACCAGCAACCCAGGCUGGCAGCAGGCACAGCAGGCACAGCAGCAGGAGAAGCAGCAGGGCAGGCAGCACAAGCGAUCCGUUCCUCUGACGGGAGCAGCAGCAGCAGUGGCGGCAGAGGAGGCACGGGUGGAGGCGGUGCGGGUGUGUGUGCAGCGUCUGCUGCGGGUGGACGGCAGCGACUGGCUCUUCCGUUUUGACACCGGCCCCGACGAGGACCUCAUUGCCGCCCUCGCCUUCCGCGACCGCAAACUCGCCGCCUCCUCCGCACUCUCUGCUCGCAUCUCCCCGCCCUCUCUCACCCAUGCGGCCGCUCACCAUGUGCAUUCUCACAGCGGGUGUGGCAGGGAUGGGGAGUGGGUGCUGCCUGCAGGAGUGUGGGGGUGUGGCACUGGGUGUGUGUGGGGCCCGGCGCUGGUGGUGUCGUUUGGGGUGUGGUGUGUGCACCGGGUGUUGGAGCUGUCUCAGCUGGAGAGCCGCCCGGAGCUGUGGGGCAAAUACACCUACGUGCUUAACAGGCUGCAGGGAGUUUUGGACCCUGCAUUUUCGCACCCGCGCCCGGUGCCGGUGCUGUGCGCCUGUUUUGGAGAGGCAGCGGGGCAGCCAGCGCUGGCAGCGCAGCGCCUCUUCCAGGGGUUGCUGGCCGGCUCCCUCUGGGGCACACAGAUCCCCCUCGCCAGCCCCAACUGGCCCUUUCCCGGCCCGCCAGGCCACCGGGGCCCAGCGUGUGCUGCUCUCUUUCUCGACCGCAUUCGCGAGGUGGAGGCGGCAGUGGGAGGGCGCAAAGGCAGGACUGGCACGGUGGCGGGGGAUGUGGCGUUCCCCAAGGGGAAGGAGAACCUCUCGUCGGUGCUAAAGCGGUACAAGCGGCGCCUGGUUUUUUUUGCCAAUGCUUAA
This is a messenger RNA of Closterium sp. Yama58-4, 4332 nucleotides long. Lineage: Eukaryota; Viridiplantae; Streptophyta; Zygnematophyceae; Desmidiales; Closteriaceae. The record is from the annotation of a GenBank genome assembly.